This is a messenger RNA of Topomyia yanbarensis, 2239 nucleotides long. Its product is annotated as fibroin heavy chain-like. The record is from RefSeq and is a predicted model, not a curated record. The coding region runs from base 64 to 1995 and encodes 643 amino acids. The transcript has 3 exons. NCBI's taxonomy places the organism in Eukaryota, Metazoa, Arthropoda, Insecta, Diptera, Culicidae.
UCUGAACUCGCGUAAGUUUAACUAUCAAGUAACUAUGAUGGAGUAAUAUAUUAGAAGUGAAUAAUGAAAGUGCUACUGAAAUUUGUGUUCGCGUGUUGUGUGCUGACUCAUUGCUGUUGGGUAGUUGAUUCUACAAAUUACCAUCAAAGGUUCAACGAUGGUUUUCGCAGUAGUGGAUAUGGUACAGGCGAAUCUUCCUAUCAGACUCGACAUAGUGGCGUAGCAGUUGGCAGUGGUUAUGGGGCUCAGAAUGGACAAUCAACCAACUACCAGUCAGGAGGUGGAGGUUUGAAUCAUCAUUUGAAUACAGCUCAAAACGGAAUUUCACGAGGUGCGGCAGUUGGCGGUAGCCUGGAUGCCGGUAGAUCCUACGCUUUUGGACAGAGCACCGCGGACUCAUCUCACUAUGCAACUGCAGGUCCUCGUGGAAGCAAUUGGUAUCUAAAUGGGGCAGGUGGUCGUGGGCAACCCUACUUCGCUGGGGCUGGUUUUGCACCGAUCAGUGGAAGAUUUGCAAGACCGAAUGGUUUCGGAAACCGUUAUCUGAUCGGACCAUAUGGCAGUGUGUAUCCUGCUUGGGGUAGACUGCCUGGAGCAUUUUCCUCUGCUGGGUCUCAAAGGGGAGUACAAAAUGUCGGGUAUGCGGCAAAAGUUGAUAAUGGCAUUGGAGGAGUCGACGAAACUGGUGCCCAGGGUACUGGUUUAGCUUCAGUUGGAGGUGGACUUAAUCCUACAACAGUGGUUGGAUCUGAUGGUUUCUACAACGGUCCAUAUUCGCCAUUCCGUGGCGACGGCAGGUACCAAGAUUCAUCUUUCGUAGCCGGAUUUGGCUCUGGCUACCUAUCCAACAGAGGUAAUGCCUUACCAUAUGGGCUGUCUACGUCUACUCCUACAACAUCUCAAAAUUCUGGUGGCUAUCAAAAUUUGGCAAACCGUGCUUCCACUGGAGGAGCUGUUGUUGGAUCUUCACAUAACACAGUACCAGUCUCAACAAACAAUAAUAGACCAGCCGGCUCAGUAGGUGACACAAUCCGAACGUCAGCUGUAGAUCCCGUAAAUAUCAAUCCAAACUCUCGUGGUGACUUCACAAGCACACAAAAUAGUGCUUUAGCUUCCCAAGGGUCAUCCUUAGCCCAAAACCAACAUGAACCUACAGGAAGUGGUGAUCAAGGACAUUUAUCACACAGCAAUGCUGCCCUCAAUGGACAAAACCGUGCAGACGAAAGUUUAUCACAUUCAAACGGCUUUGGACAAACCGCUUCUACUUCAAUCAGAACGAAUCCUAUUGAAACUGCGAGAUCGCAAGGAAGUAGGGGCUUCGGCGUUGACGGAUCCUACCCUGUCUCCGCUGGAAGUGGAAUCUCAAUGGGUCAAGGAUCUACAGUCGGCGAUGCGAACGGUUUGAAUUAUUUUCGGAACAAUGCUGGAUACGCAAAUCCAAGCUUGCUUAGUGGAAGAGGAAACCAAUUUGGUGGGCAAACGGGUACCGGAUUAACUGAUGGUUCAUCAAAUUUUGAGAAUUCUAUUUAUAAUGGAUUUCAACGUGAGUCAAAUGGUUUAAGUGGAAGUAUUGCCGGGAGUGAUUCACGUGGACAUCGAUCGGAUUCUCGCUACAACUUGGGUAAUAGAGCGGGAUUUCAAACUUCUGGUGGUGGCGUGGCAUCUGGUGUGACGGGAAGCCAGAAUAGCGUUGGUCCAUCCGGAUAUGGGUCCGAGGCAGUAAAUGGUUAUAACGCGAACAGAGGAACAAAUGCGGCGAUAGCAAAUGGGGCCAAAGCUCAAGGUGAACAAUCGAUCGGGUUAAAAAAUUUAAACGGAAGGGUGAAUGAUAAUGGAUCGUACGGACUUUCUCAUGACUCAGGUGCGAGUUCUGAUGGAAUCAGUGGCGGCCAAAAUUCAUAUAAUACAAACAUAGAUCAACUAGGUUUCAAUUCCGAAACGAGGUAUAUGAAUGAAGGUGAAAUGACAGAAGCAAGUUUUGCAAUUAAGGGAUAAAAGAUUUCAUAGAUUUUCGAGUGGUGUUAAUGAGAAUCUGUAUACCCUCUAAGUGUAGUUUGUUAACUAUUUUUUCGUUUGUGGCAACCAGAUGUUUUGCCGUAACUUUGAGUGACUUCGAUCUAGUAUCACAAUAAACUCGGAUUUAAUUCAAAAGUUACCUUUUUUGGGCUUUCAGAAAAUUAUUUUAAAUAAAUUUUUCAAUUAAUUAUUCAACCAAUUGUAACAAAAAAUAUAAAAUAAA